Messenger RNA from Rotaria socialis, 747 nucleotides. The record is from the annotation of a GenBank genome assembly. NCBI's taxonomy places the organism in Eukaryota, Metazoa, Rotifera, Eurotatoria, Philodinida, Philodinidae.
AUGAAAUUCGAUGAUGUAAAACUAAUUUUCUAUCAACAUAUUCAUCGACGUUAUCAUCGACAUUGUCGAGAAUUGUUUGCUCAAUUAAUAUGUUUGCAUUUAAAUAUUAAACCAGCUUACCUAUUCGAUUUAUUUUCAUUUUCAAUUCAAGAAAUGAGAAAUUUAUUAGCUAGUCUUUCAAGUUAUCUAUCUUUUCGUUCAAUUAUUCUGAAAUAUUCAUUAAAUGAUCUUGUCAUUAUGAAUAGUUCUCAGUUAACCAAAUUAAUAGAUCCAUCUACGUCAGUUCUUAUCAUUGAUUUGGAUACAAUGCUGACAACCGAUCAUCAUCCGGUGUUAGAUAAAGUUAGAUCUCAUCUCUCUUGGAUCAAUACUCGACAACAUGAACAGCUCGAUUUCGAUAAUGAAACCAAUGAAGAAUGGUCUAAUUUAAUUCAAUCUUUAAAUCAUACAACUGUUUUUGGUUAUGUUCUUGGAUAUCCAUUGAUUUAUUUUUAUUUAUCAACUCCAGAAAUGAAUAUCACUACAUUAAGAAAUUUUCGUUUAUAUGUUAAAAUUAAUGAUCACACUGAUGAAAUUUUACUAUAUUCAUUUUCAUGUCCAAUUCAUACAAAUAUCAAUGAUAAACAAAUAGACUCUAUUGUUAGUGAUUUCUUUUCGUCUUUAUCUGCUAUCAUGAAUCAAAAUCAAAAGAUAAAAAAUUAUCGUCUAGAUACUCAAAUCAAAGAACAAUCAAGUUGGUGUCUCUAA